This is a messenger RNA of Pelobates fuscus (common spadefoot toad), 3528 nucleotides long. RefSeq names its product exportin for tRNA (gene XPOT). The record is from RefSeq and is a predicted model, not a curated record. Gene Ontology annotation, molecular function: tRNA binding; small GTPase binding. The transcript has 26 exons. Gene Ontology annotation, cellular component: cytoplasm; nuclear pore; nuclear matrix. The coding region runs from base 251 to 3157 and encodes 968 amino acids. NCBI's taxonomy places the organism in Eukaryota, Metazoa, Chordata, Amphibia, Anura, Pelobatidae. Gene Ontology annotation, biological process: intracellular protein transport; tRNA re-export from nucleus.
GAAGGCGGUACGUGGAAAUCCCGUCCCUCCCCGUUUCUCAGUCAGCGUGAUCACUAACCAACGCGCUGACGUCAUAUGCGGUGCAGCCGGUGAGAGCACGUACCGUGCGCCGGGGUGACGGAGCGGUGUCUGUGGGGAGGAGCCGCCGCAUGGAGUAUUAACCGGUGGGGAAGAUGUUGGUUGACUCUGCUGUACCAGAAAGGGGCAAACCUCUUGACAUUAAUAGGGUGCUUGGAGUAUAGCAGCAGACAUGGAUGAACAAGCCCUGCUUGGACUUAACCCAAAUGCCAAUGCUGACUUCAGAGAACGAGCUUUGGCCUAUUUUGAGCAAUUAAAGGUGUCCCAUGAUGCCUGGCAGGUUUGUGCCGAAGCAAUAUCCCGGCGGAUAUACAGUGAUGAUCACGUCAAGUUCUUCUGUUUUCAAGUCCUUGAACAUCAAAUAAAAUUCAAAUAUUCAGAAUUGACUACAUUGCAGCAGCAAUUAAUAAGAGACACACUUGUCACAUGGCUUCAAUCACAGAUGCUUAAUGCGCAACCAGAGAAGACAUUUAUUCGUAAUAAAGCAGCCCAAGUAUUUGCCUUGGUCUUUGUGACAGAAUACCUCACAACGUGGCCCAAGUUCUUCUUUGAUAUUUUGUCAGUGGUGGGCCUUAAUCCAAGAGGUGUGGACCUUUACCUGAGGAUCCUAAUGGCUAUUGAUGCAGAGGUGGUGGAUCGGGAUAUAAUUCAUACUUCAGAGGGACCCAGAUAUUUUACGGAAGCCCGAAGGAACACACUGCUGAAAGAUACAAUGAGGGAACAGUGUAUUCCAAAUCUGGUAGAAUCAUGGUACCAAAUCCUUCAGACCUAUCAGCAUAGUAAUUCCGAGCUGACAUGCCAGUGCCUUGAAGUAAUUGGAGCAUUUGUCUCUUGGAUAGAUUUAAGCUUGAUUGCUAACGACAGGUUCAUCAAUAUGUUGCUAGGUCAUAUGUCAGUGGAGGUUCUCCGGGAGGAAGCAUGUGACUGCUUGUAUGAAAUUGUAAAUAAGGGAAUGGAUCCAAGUGAUAAAACCAAGUUAGUGGAGUCUUUGUGUCAAGUCUUGCAGUCUGCAGGAUUUUUCAGAAUUGAUCAGGAGGAAGAUGUGGAUUUCCUGGCCAGAUUCUCCAAGCUUGUCAAUGGAAUGGGGCAGUCACUCAUCAUUAGCUGGACUAAGCUGGUAAAAUCUGGUGAUAUGAAGAAUGCCCAGGAUACCCUGCACUCUAUCGAAUCCAAAGUGCCUCUGAUGUUACAGUUACUCGUCCAUGAAGAUGACGACAUCUCUUCCAACAUUAUUGGCUUUUGUUAUGAAUAUUUACACAUCCUAAAACAGCUUGCCUUGCUUUCGGACCAGCAGAAGACAAACAUAGAGGCGAUAAUGCUCGCUGUAAUGAAAAAGCUAACAUAUGAUGAAGAAUAUAAUUUUGAAAAUGAGGGUGAAGAUGAAGCAAUGUUUGUAGAAUAUAGGAAACAGUUGAAGUUGUUGCUGGAUCGUCUAGCUCAAGUCUCACCAGAGUUAUUGCUGGCUUCCGUUCGUAGAAUUUUUAAUAGUACACUACAGAGCUGGCAGACGGCGCCAUUUAUGGAAGUGGAAGUGGCCAUCAGACUGGUAUACAUGUUGGGCGAGGCAAUCCCGGCAUCGCAUGGUGCUCAUUUCUGUGGUGACUUUACUAAAGCAAGCGCUUUACAAGACAUGAUGAGAACGCUGGUGACAUCUGGAGUGAGUUCGUACAAUCAUACGUCUGUUUCAUUAGAAUACUUUGAAACUGUCGUUCGGUAUGAAAAGUUCUUUGCGGUUGAGCCCGUUCACAUUCCUGAUGUUCUGAUGGCAUUCUUGGAUCACCGAGGACUGCGGCAUCCUAGUCCCAAAGUUCGCAGUCGAACAUCGUACCUCUUUUCAAGAUUCGUAAAGUCUCUUCAUAAACAAAUGAAUGCAUUUGUUGAAGACAUUCUGAAUCAGAUACAAGAUCUACUUGAGUUGUCUCCACCAGAGAAUGGUUUUCAGACCUUGCUGAGCAGCGAUGACCAGCUUUUCAUAUAUGAAACGGCAGGAGUCCUGAUUGUGAAUAGUGAUUACUCAGGAGAGCGGAAAAGUAUUUUAAUGAGAAAUCUGUUGACUCCAUUAAUGCAGAAGUUUAAAAUUCUGUUAGGGAAAUUGAUGAUGGAGCAAGAUGAAGAGCGACAGUCAGUAUUGGCGGAUUGCCUUAAUCAUGCAGUGGGUUUUACAAGCCGUACAAGUAAAGCUUUCAGCAACAAACAGACUGUGAAACAGUGCGGAUGCUCUGGAGUUUACCUGGACUGCCUGCGAACAUUUCUGCCGGCUCUAAACUGCCCUGUUCAGAAAGAGCUCAUUAGAGGUGGUGUACGGACUUUUCUUCACCGCAUGAUAAUCUGCUUGGAGGAAGAAGUGCUUCCUUUCAUCCCCACUGCUUCUGAGCACAUGCUGAAAGACUGUGAGGCAAAGGAUCUGCAAGAAUUCAUUCCUUUAAUUAAUCAGAUUACUGCUAAAUUCAAGGCACAAGUGUCUCCAUUUUUACAACAAGUGUUCAUGCCUCUUCUCCAUGCAAUAUUUGAGAUUUUAGUUCGUCCAGCAGAAGAAAACGACCAGUCUGCUGCUUUAGACAAACAAAUGUUACGAAGAAGUUACUUUGUUUUCCUUCAAACCGUUACUGGCAGUGGAAUGAAUGAGAUCAUUGCUAAUCAGGGUGCUGAGAAUGUGGAACGAGUCUUGUUCACCGUUAUUCAAGGAGCUGUGGAAUAUCCAGAUCCAAUUGCACAAAAAACAUGCUUUAUUAUCCUGUCAAAACUUGUAGAAUUAUGGGGUGGAAAAGAUGGAUUAGUGGGCUUUGCCGAUUUUGUUUACAAGCACAUUGUGCCUGCAUGCUUCCUAGCACCUUUGAAACCAACCUUUGAUCUUGCAGAUGCUCAAACAGUAUUGGCUUUAUCAGAAUGUGCAGUAACAAUUAAAACUGUUUAUCUCAAAAGGGGACCUGAAUGCAUUCAGUAUCUACAACAAGAAUACCUUCCCUCUCUGCAUGUGGCACCAGAAAUUAUUCAGGAGUUUUGUCAAGCACUUCAACAACCAGAUGCUAAAGUGUUCAAGAACUACCUGAAGAUUUUCUUUCAGAGGGCAAGGCCCUGAAAACUAAACUGGAAAUCCCUCGUACCUGAUUCCAUUGCUCAGGAACUCCAGUUAUUUAUGUAGAUUAUGAGUUUUGUACAUGCCAUUUAAUAUGUUGUUCUCUGACAUACAACCGUAAAUAAUUCAUGGUCUAAUUUUUUAAAGCUGCUGACACAUCAUACCUGCUCUGUAUUCCUUAAAUGGUGGUAAAACGUGCCCUGGACAAGGGGUCCAUCUCCCACCCUUUAUUCUGCCAAUGAAUUCAAGCUUGUGCCCUGCAAAAAAAAAGCAAUGUAAAUUAUAUUUGAGUUUUUUUGUUUUUCUUUACAUUAGGAAUUUGAGGAAAAAAAACUGUAAAAUAUAUAUAUUGCCGUUCAGGUAUCCUUUUAUGU